Molecule: messenger RNA, 3062 nt
Organism: Thlaspi arvense
Lineage: Eukaryota; Viridiplantae; Streptophyta; Magnoliopsida; Brassicales; Brassicaceae
Source: the annotation of a GenBank genome assembly
CUUGGAGGAUUGGUCAGAAGCUUAGAGCAAAGAAGCCAAAAGAUCUGUUAGUUGCAUUUUUCAGACCAUUAUCUAAAAUGAUGGUGAAAGUUACAAAGUUUGUGAUUUCUCGUCCCAUUUAUGUCUUCUUCUUUCUGGUAUUUCUGGUGAUUGUUUUGGGGAGCAUACCGAUCACUAUUUGGCACAGAUCAACGAAGAACAUAACAAACGACGUCGGUUUAUACACUGAAGAUCUCCAGUCAAGUCUAACGAAUUCAGUUACAAUCGGUUUAGCUAGAGUUAUAGAUUCUUAUCUCACCAACAACAUUACUAAUUUCACAGAGAUUCAAACACAGAUUGCACCAAUGUUGUUUCGAGCUUAUUCUAUGAUCCCUCAAGUCUCACAAGUUUCUUACAUUAGCACAGAUGGUCUCUUGUUUUCUUACAUAACAGAACUAAGCACAAGUGUCGCUGUUUUUGCCAAUUCUUCGUUGAACUUAAAUGUUGGUGGAAACUACACUUGGUACACUCAAACCGUUGAUCAGAUAACCGGUAAUCUCAACGGGAAUGCAACAAAAUAUCAGCCGUUAGAUGUAACUCAUACAGAUUGGUUCCAAGCAGCACAUGAAAAUUUUACCUCUGCUUUUGUGGGUAUUGGUUUGGGAGGAGGAGGAGGAGAAGAUAAGGAGACUCUGUUUCAGAGAGUGGCUAGCUUGUCCAACAAGAAAGGAUUUGUUUUGUUAGGGUUUCUUGUUAAGACGUUAACCGGUGUUUUGAACCGUUUGAAUCUACACGGAGGAGAGUUUUACAUGUGGAAUAAGGACGGGACAUUUCUUGUUCAUCAAGGUUCACUGAAUGCUUCUUUCUUCAUCUCCAAUGGUUCGACUUGCUUCGAUAAAAAAUCGAAAUCCUUUCAGCCUCAAUGCAUCCCUGCAAACUGCAGUUCCCAUGGCUGUCUGGUGGAGAUAGAAAGAUCCAAAUUCGAAGCUUUUAGCUCUGUUCUUGAAGUUUCCGGCGUGCCUCUGAGAUUCACACUCAUGUUUCCUAAGAAUGGAGGAGGACCAAGCAACAUCAAGAACGCAUCGAUGUAUCUGCUUAUUGUGACGAUGUUCUUAGGCUUAUGCUGGCCUCUAGGGUUUGUGGCAUUGAUGCUGCAAGCAGCAAGAAGAGAGAUGCAUAUGCGUACAACGUUAAUAAACCAAUUCGAAGCAACACAACAGGCUGAGAGGAAAAGCAUGAACAAGAGUCAAGUAUUUGCAAGAGCUAGCCACGAUAUUAGAGGUUCACUUGCAGGAAUCACCGGUCUGAUUGAUCUAUGUCGUGAAGAAGUUAAACCUAGCUCUGAGAUAGACACUAGUCUUAAGCAAGUAAAUGUAUGGGCCAAGGAUUUGGUUGCUCUGCUUAACUCUGUUUUGGACAUGAGCAAAAUCGAAAGCGGGAAGAUGCAUUUAGAGGAAGAAGAGUUCAACCUAGCGAAGCUUCUUGAAGAAGUCAUCGAUGUUUUUCAUCCCUUGGCGAUGAAGAAAGGUGUUGGUGUGGUUUUGGAUAUGCACGAUGGAUCGGUUUUCGAAUCCCCAAAUGUGCGAGGAGAUAGCGGAAAACUAAAGCAAAUCCUAAACAAUCUUGUGAGCAAUGCGUCAACAGCCACAUAUCGAUCUGAGCUUGGGCUCAUAGGCCUGGUUCCAAGAGCUCUGUGGUCUUGGCAGCAAACCCUAAAGGAGAAUAAAGACAAGUCAUCAAGCUAUGAGAUAGACAUAUUGAAAAACAAUGCGAACAUGAUGGAGUUUGUGUUUGAAGUGGAGGACACAUGUAAAGGUAUACCAGUGGAGAUGCGUAAAUCGGUAAGAGAAACAGCUCAAGGACAACAAGGAACUGGAUUAGGACUUGGAAUUGUGCAAUCUCUGGUUAGAUUGAUGGGAGGGGAGAUAAGAAUCACUGACAAGGAUAUGGGAGAGAAGGAAACUUGUUUCCAGUUCAAUGUUCUAUUGAAAACAUCAGAGUCUACAGUGAGUGACAUGAAAGGGAGACAAGACAUCGAAACAGGAGGUGAUCACGUGUCCACACCAAACCUAGGUUUGGCUAUAAAAACUUCGUUGGGAGGUAACAUGAACAUAUGGAACAUGAGCCCUAGAUUCAACAACUGGCUAAGCUCGAGUCCAAAGCAAAAAAGGUCUCGAGUUGUUCUCCUUCUGAAAGAUGAAGAACGUAGAAGAGUCACAGAGAAUUACAUAAAGAGUCUUGGAAUCAAAGUCACAGUGGUAGAAAGAUGGGAGCAUUUGAAUCACACAUUGGAGAGAUUUUCUAGGGUUUCACCUCAGGGCUCCAUGGGAAGAGCAGAGUGUAUUUCAAGAAACGAAAGCCAUAUUCUUAAGAGAAGAAGCAACAGUUUCUCUGCAGUUUUUCUUCUGGUGAUUGAUGCGAAAACGGGACCAUUCUCUGAGCUUUACGACAUUGUGGAACACUUUCGUAGAGGCUUUCAAAAUGGCACAUCCUGUAAAGUUGUUUGGCUUAACGAACAGAGCGGACAAGGAAGUGAGAGAGGGGACAUUAGCUGUUCUAAACCUUUACACGGAUCACGUCUUAACCGAGUGCUUAAGAUUUUGCCUGAAUUUGGAGAAACCGAGCCAAAAGAAGAUGAGUUCUUAAGUGGGAAGAGAGUUCUUGUGGUCGAUGAUAAUCUUGUAACAUCCUCGGUUGCAGCAAGAAAACUGAAGAAGACGGGAGUGUGUGAGGUAAAACAAUGCGACAGUGGUAAAGAAGCUGUGAGAUUAGUCAGUGAAUGGCUUACACAAAGAGAGCAACAAGGUUCAUCAACAGAAACGCUUCCCUUUGACUACAUUUUCAUGGACUGUCAGAUGCUAGAGAUGGAUGGAUAUGAAGCAACAAGAGAGAUUACGAAAGUGGAGAGAGGAUAUGGGGUGCAUAUACCAAUUAUAGCUGUAUCAGGCCAUGAUCCUGGUUCAAAGGAAGCAAGAGAAACCAUAAAAGCUGGAAUGGAUGUCUUCUUGGAGAAAAAUCUGAAUCAGGACCAACUUGUCAAGGUCAUUAGAGAAAUCAAAAGCAAGGUCUGCUACAAGCAACUC